Molecule: messenger RNA, 917 nt
Organism: Trifolium pratense (red clover)
Lineage: Eukaryota; Viridiplantae; Streptophyta; Magnoliopsida; Fabales; Fabaceae
Product: protein ZINC INDUCED FACILITATOR-LIKE 1-like
Exons: 10
Coding region: 36-917 (293 amino acids)
Biological process (GO): regulation of stomatal closure; transmembrane transport
Cellular component (GO): plasma membrane; plant-type vacuole membrane
Molecular function (GO): solute:potassium antiporter activity
Source: RefSeq, a predicted model, not a curated record
AGAAAAAAGGUAAGAAGUGAAAUUCUGUUACAAACAUGGAUCAUAUGAAUGUGCCUUUGUUGGAGAAGAAGCAAUAUUAUAAGGAUUGUCCUGGUUGUAAGGUGGAACAAGAAAAUGAGCUUAAUCAAGGGUUAUCCAUCCUAAAGCUUUUCAUUAUUUGGAUGGUGGUGUUAUCUUCUUCACUGCCUAUAACAUCACUCUUUCCAUUCCUUUAUUUUAUGGUGAGUUUAUAUAAUUCAACAUUUAUUUUUGCUGAUAUUAGUUAUUAUGCCGGUUAUCUGGGAUCUUCAUACAUGCUUGCAAGAUCUUUAACAACUAUAAUUUUGGGAAUGGUUUCUGAUCGCUAUGGUCGAAAACCUGUUAUAAUUCUUGGGAUCAUCUCAGUUGUCAUCUUCAACACAUUAUUUGGCCUUAGUACGAGUUAUUGGAUGGCCAUUAUCACGAGAUUUCUUCUCGGAAGUUUAAACGGUGUACUUGGACCAGUGAAGGCAUAUGCUACUGAACUUUUUAGAGAAGAGCACCAAGCUAUAGGUCUUUCUACUGUUAGUGCAGCUUGGGGCAUAGGUUUAAUUAUUGGACCAGCAAUAGGAGGCUAUUUGGCUCAGCCAGCAGAAAAAUAUCCACAAAUAUUUGCAAAGGAUUCAUUUUGGGAUAAGUUUCCGUACUUCUUGCCCUGCUUUAUAAUAUCAGGACUUGCCUUGAUAGUAGCAAUUGCCUGCAUUUGGAUUCCGGAAACAGUUCACAAUCAUAGUGAUAGUAAUGAGUCUACAGAUGCUGAUGUUUUAGAAAAUGGAAGCAAAAUAGUAGAAACGGAAAAGAAUGUUCAAAAGAAUGAAAACCUCUUCACGAAUUGGCCUUUGAUGUCAUCUAUCAUUGCUUAUUGUGUCUUCUCACUUCAUGAUGUUGCUUAUCAAUAG